Molecule: messenger RNA, 750 nt
Organism: Cimex lectularius (bed bug)
Lineage: Eukaryota; Metazoa; Arthropoda; Insecta; Hemiptera; Cimicidae
Product: ras-like protein family member 11A
Exons: 5
Coding region: 58-669 (203 amino acids)
Molecular function (GO): GTP binding; GTPase activity
Source: RefSeq, a predicted model, not a curated record
CAGGAAGAAAAGGGAAGCGACCCGUGCCAGUGAGUGCUAUGAGACUUCACAGUCACCAUGCCUCAGAGGCUUCGAUUCGUCGUACUCGGCUCCAGCCGGGUCGGAAAAACCGCCAUCACCGUCCGAUUUUUGACUCAGAGAUUCAUAGGUGAAUACAGCUCACGGAAAGACCAGAUUUACAAAAGCAUGAUCAGAAUAGAUGGGAAAACCGCCCACCUAGAAAUUCUAGAUACCUGCAGAUGCCUGGGUUUCGAGAGGAUAGGCGAGCUCGCCUCUUGGGGACAGGGGUUCUUGGUCGUUUUCAGCCUGACGGACAUACUAACUCUUCUAGAAGCGGUCACCAUCAUCAGAACACUCGCGGGUCACCGACCGUGGCGGCCGAUCAUCCUACUUGCUAACAAGUCCGACUUACGCCACGCCAGGUCCGUUAGUACGAAGUGCGGUUUGGAGGCGGCAGUAUCUGAGGGAAGUCUUUACCUGGAGGUGACCGCCGCCGGAGAAGCUUCUGGGCCAAAUUUGGCCUUCACAGCCCUGGCCAGGCUCGUCGUCGCCUCUAGGCCAUCCUUCGACUCAUGCAUCCCGUUUCUCGCAAUCGCUGCAAAACUCAUUAAAAGAAAAAGGGGAAAAGCCGAAAGGAAGCCUUUCAUCAAAGAAACUUGCAUUUUGUAAUCUAACUUGUGAUAAGAACAAUUUUGUAAAUAAGUCUUGUAAAUAAAACAAUUUCCUGUACAACAUAUUCUAGCUUUUAAU